CUCUUUUUUCUGAGGGAGGACUCGAAGGAUUAAAAGGCAGCAACUUCUGAGGCGAUCUGUCCCCUGAGUUAUGGAUGUUGGUGCACUUACUUCAGGCCAGAUCAGAGCUCAGAGGGAUCUAACCAGAAGCAGCAACCACCGGCUCUCCACUUGCCUUUUACCAGGUUUUACCCAUCCAGUAUGUUUCUUUUGAUAAGACAUUUUCCAGCGCCCAGAGUUUCAGUACAAUGUGCAAAUGGAUACUGACAAAUGGUGCCUCAGCCUUUUCCCACCUGCCUUGUUGCUGCUUGCUGCUGCUCUUCUUGGUGUCUUCUGUGCCUGUCACCUGCCAUGACCUCGGCCAGGACAUGCUGUCCCCGGAGGCCACCAACUCUUCUUCUUCAUCAUCCUCCUCCUUCCCCUCGUCCUUCUCCUCUCCUUCCAGUGCGGGGAGACACGUGCGGAGCUACAAUCACCUCCAAGGAGACGUGCGCAAGAGGAAGCUCUACUCUUACAACAAAUACUUUCUCAAGAUCGAGAAGAACGGCAAGGUCAGCGGCACCAAGAAGGAGAACUGCCCCUUCAGCAUAUUGGAGAUAACAUCUGUAGAAAUUGGAGUUGUGGCAGUUAAGUCCAUCAAAAGCAACUAUUACUUAGCUAUGAACAAAAAAGGAAAAGUCUACGGCUCCAAGGAGUUUAAUAGUGAUUGCAAAUUGAAGGAAAGAAUAGAAGAAAAUGGAUACAAUACAUACGCAUCCUUAAAUUGGAAGCACAAUGGAAGGCAAAUGUUUGUUGCUCUGAAUGGAAGGGGAGCCACAAAGAGGGGACAGAAAACAAGAAGAAAAAACACUUCAGCUCACUUUCUUCCAAUGGUAGUAGUGUCAUAGAUGGAGGAACUAUUCUAUCAGUGCAGUUGAACCAAAGGCUCUUAUGUCAAUAAUAAUUGGUAAUCUUCUUGAAGAAUAAUUGCAAAGAAAUAGUGCAGACAUCUGCUUGUUUGAAAAGAGCAGGGGAAUCCUCUGAAGUUUUUGUACUAAUUACUGGCAAAUGAAAUACUUUUAUUUAAUUCAGUGUUCUAUCUUAAGAGCAAGAUAGAAGCUGAAUCAAAGGGGAUAUAAGUCAUUGCCAGUGUGAACAUUUUUUUUUCUCUCUGCAACAGAACUUAAGGAAUGUGAGACAAUCUAAUGAAUGAUCUUCGUGGGGAAAGUUAUUUAUGGAAUACUAACUCAUAUCAAAGACCUUAAUUGCUCAUUCAAGCCUAUGAACAGUUAGACAUGCAAGCAUUUACUGGAAGCACUUGGGUCAUAUGCACAAAUAAAGAUGCUUCUGGAGAAGCCUUGUGGAAGAAUGGAUAGGAUUAAGAAAUAUAAUCAAAGCAGUAUCAAACUGUUCUAACAAAACGAAUAGUAUGGUUUGCUUGUAUGUUCUAACUUCACUCCUUUUUAUUUCUCUCUAAAUUAUUUAUUUAAUAGGAUGUUAAAUAUCUUUUUUUUUUUUUUUUAAUUUGAAAUGUUUUCCUCAUUUGCUUCUUUGUUGUUUUCCCUUUUUCUCAGUACUUCACACAGGAUUGAUAAGUUAAAAUAUCAGAACCUUGUAAGUACUGUGAGAAUAGGUAAUGGACAAGGCUUUAAAGGCAGAAUUUAGUGUGUAUAAUCCGUUUUGUUUUUUUUUUCUAACUCUCUUGCACUUAAGCAAAAGACCAAACAUGCAGUGCUUGGAUUAAUGGUAUUGUGUGUCUUUAUGUUUGAGAGGUUUUCUUACUUAUUAGCACUCAAAAACAAACUUCAAGAAAUACUUGCUUCAAAGGGACUUUCUGCUAUUUUUAAACUGAGAGCAGGGGCCACCUCUGUACUUGGGUAUCGAUGUAUCUGUGUGUAUAUUCAUCUGACUUUGACUUCAGUGUGGAAUUAAGAACAAAUGCAUUGCAAUCAGUAAGAAAUUUUGCAGCAAGCACUGGGCUAGAACCUAGAUGUGGACAGUCCUGUUAAAAUCGCUGAUAAUUCCAUUGUUAAAAUUAAACAAUAUGAAAUUUCCAAGAGUGACAGAAUCACAGAAUUGUAGGGGUUGGAAGGGACCUCCAGAGAUCAUCGAGUCUAACCCCCUGCCAAAGCAGGUUCCCUACAGCAGGUCACACAA
Lagopus muta (rock ptarmigan) is the source of this 2115-nucleotide messenger RNA. It is a transcript of the gene FGF10, whose product is annotated as fibroblast growth factor 10. Gene Ontology annotation, molecular function: chemoattractant activity; type 2 fibroblast growth factor receptor binding; growth factor activity. Gene Ontology annotation, cellular component: cytoplasm. The transcript is spliced from 3 exons. Lineage: Eukaryota; Metazoa; Chordata; Aves; Galliformes; Phasianidae. The record is from RefSeq and is a predicted model, not a curated record. Bases 228 to 866 code for a protein of 212 amino acids. Gene Ontology annotation, biological process: positive regulation of ERK1 and ERK2 cascade; positive regulation of canonical Wnt signaling pathway; fibroblast growth factor receptor signaling pathway.